Molecule: messenger RNA, 2874 nt
Organism: Gambusia affinis (western mosquitofish)
Lineage: Eukaryota; Metazoa; Chordata; Actinopteri; Cyprinodontiformes; Poeciliidae
Gene: hoxb1a
Product: homeobox B1a
Exons: 2
Coding region: 68-1255 (395 amino acids)
Biological process (GO): regulation of transcription by RNA polymerase II
Cellular component (GO): nucleus
Molecular function (GO): RNA polymerase II cis-regulatory region sequence-specific DNA binding; DNA-binding transcription factor activity, RNA polymerase II-specific
Source: RefSeq, a predicted model, not a curated record
UUUUCUUUCUGCCUUUCGUUGGCUUGUUGUUCUUGCUUAAGGAGAACUUUCAGCUUUACGGGUCUUCAUGGACAACAUGAACUCCUUUGUGGAAUACUCUAUUUGUAACCGAACAGGCAGCGGAUCUUAUCCUGCCCCUAAGCCUGGAUAUCAUCAUCAUCAUCAUCAUCUGCAUCACCACCACCUUCCUCUGGAUCAACACCAUGGCCUCUCAGUGACCCCCGGGUCUCUCCACGCGGGCCUCAGCGGCUCCUCUGUCCCGGUGAACGGGGCCGGCGGUGACAGCGGGUACAACGCAGACGGAGGGGUGUACGGAAACACCGCAGCGGACAUUGGAGGGGCGCACGAGACCGGAGGAGUGAGCCAGCAUCAUCAGCAGCAUCCAGUAAAUCAUCUAGAGCAUCAACAGCAACAGCACACACACAACGGCUUCCAACAUCACCAGAACCAAAGCUCUCAGAGUGGAUUAUUGACUCAGUAUACAAACGGCAGUGGAUGCACAUCCGGGGCCUACGCAGGUCAGGCGUGUGUUACAAACUCAGAGUAUGUAGCCAUCACGGGUCCUCCCAGUUCCGUCCAGCCUCAGUAUUUUAUGGAGGAGUCGGUGGCCUCCACUUACUACCAUCAAUCAGCCUUUCCUACCUCCACUCCAGCUGUCGGCCCCAGCUACAGCGGCCUUUCCGGAUCGUACUGCGGGCCGCAGGGCCCUCUUGCCAGCUCUCAGUACCCGCAGCAGAUUGGCGGGGGUCUGGAAACAGUGGCUUACCUGGGGUUCCCGCAAGCGGGAGGGUAUGGAGAGCUGGCGGUAUCCCAGGACCGAGGGAGAGAAGAUGAGGACAGUCAUCAGUCGGGACAGGGGCAAACCUUUGACUGGAUGAAGGUGAAGAGGAACCCCCCGAAAACAGGCGUCAAAGUGUCGGACUUUGGUCUCACUGGAGUUCACAACAACGCCAUGCGAACCAACUUCAGCACGCGGCAGCUGACGGAGCUGGAGAAGGAGUUCCACUUCAGCAAGUACCUGACGCGGGCGCGGCGCGUGGAGAUAGCAGCAACACUGGAGCUGAACGAGACCCAGGUGAAGAUCUGGUUCCAGAACAGACGAAUGAAGCAGAAGAAACGCGAACGGGAAGGAGCGGGUACUACUGCGUGCUCCUACUCCUCUGAGACCCGCGGCGGGUUUGUCAAGGACCUGGAGGACACGGACCACUCUUCUCUAUCCACCUCACCGGGAGCGUCGCCGAGCUCAGAGACGUAGUCUGAGCGUCACUUUUUUAUUACUGUGAUCCAGAAAUACAUUUCCGUUCUCCAGACUUGUACAUCCGAGGGCAUUACCGAGCCACCUCUGUUUGUUUUUUUUUUCUUCUUUUAUUGCUCAUUUCCUCCAUCUGUUGUUUUUGCACAACACAUUCUCUCCUGGAUUCUGCGCAUCUUAUUUUAUUACAUUUUUGCCAAACAGUUUUACAAUAAUCAAUACAUUUGUGUCGUGAAAGCUUCUUUUAUAAUUUUUUCAUCACUUGAUUUUUAUUGAUUGCAGAACAACAACAAAAGAGUUCUAGCUCAUCCCCUUGUGUUUGUCAAGGUAUCCAAAAAGUCACAAUAGUGACAAUAGGGUAACAUGUUUUAAAAUAUCUGCAAAUAUGAACAGUAUAUUUAAAUUCUUAGCUUUCCAGAAUUUUCCGAGACAAACCCUAAAGAUCUCAGUUAGGCAAAAACAAAAAAUGUAUUUCGGGAUACUGCAACACUUGAACCGGAACAAAUAGGACCCGAACUGAACAGCCUGUUGUUCAACAGACCCUGCUACAUGUCAAAAUGAACGGACUGGGUGAUUUCCUGUCACUUUCAUUUGUUUCAAAAUACACAGUUUGCAAAUGCUUAAAAACCUUUGAAUGUUGUUUCAUGUAAGAACUUAAAUUAACUAUGCCCUCUUUCAGUAAAUAAGUAUAACUGUGAUGAAGGUUUUAUGUUCUGCCAAAUCUCUAAAAUAGUGGAAUUUAUUGGGGUUCACAGGGACUGGGGCUGUUUAAGUAGAUAGAAUCUAUUUUAUAAAGUAUUUUUCAAAGAUUGUUACUCUGUCUAAUUUGCUUUAAAAAGAUGCAUUUGUGUGGUCUGUCUUUAAUAAUUUUACUUUCACUAGUUUCAGGGACCUAAAAUGGGUCACCAUGUUAUGUUGCUAAAACUUACCUAGUCCUGAAAUCAGAGCACACACAGAGUUUGAUCUCACUCUCUAUACAAGCUAAGACUAAACAUCAGUGAAGGCAUUGCUAUUACUUUGGUAUAACAAUUCAUGCUGUAAAAUUCUAACAGUUUCUAUGACGAAGUCAUGCUUGUAUUUGCAUUGUUGAAAUUAGAGCUUUGCAGUACAAUGAGAAUAUUCCAAAUCAAGUUUUUCGGUUGCUGUUGAUGCAGUUGUGGCCUGUGCACUCAAACAAUGAGUUUCCAGAUAAACUCACUGCAGAAAGUUUCAGCUCUCAUAAUAACACCAGACUGUCAGUUAUUUCAACCCUGUCAGAAGGUGAAAGUCUUGGAUAUUCUAAUUAAAACAGGUGCGUUUUUGGUGAUUGUGGUUAUGGUUCUGAGUGUGAGCAGUGUGAAGAAAAUCCGUACCAGUUUUUCAUAUGAUGUAAUACUUUUCAACUUUUCCAAAAUGUUCAGGAUGUUAUUCCUUUCAACUGCAGGGUGUGCAAAUUAUGUUCUCAAUUUAGCAAAAUGUUUUGAUCUGAUGAAAAUCCUUCACAACCUGAGAAUGCUAAGAAUGAACACUUUAAUUGUUCAGUUCACAUCUGUGAGCAGCUUUGCCCAUGUGGAAUAUUGUUGGCCUUAGAAAGCAAAAAUAUCUAAUGUAAACAUAAUAUUUUAAUGUACUGAUUUUUUUUA